Oikopleura dioica is the source of this 216-nucleotide messenger RNA. NCBI's taxonomy places the organism in Eukaryota, Metazoa, Chordata, Appendicularia, Copelata, Oikopleuridae. The record is from the annotation of a GenBank genome assembly.
AUGGAAGAAUUCUUUGAAUCAAAAGGCCUCAGACUGUACACUUUUGAUACGCAGAAUUAUGAUGAUCUUGUGGAAGAUCGAUUCAAGAUGAGUUCAAUUUCAACUGAAUCGAGGGCAUACACUGGGAUAUUUGGUUAUCUCAAAGCCAGACUAUUUCGAGAAGUCCAUUCUCCCAAAGAUAUUAAAUUCGGAAGAAGCUAUUGCAAAUCCGAUUGA